This is a messenger RNA of Rubroshorea leprosula, 1069 nucleotides long. The record is from the annotation of a GenBank genome assembly. NCBI's taxonomy places the organism in Eukaryota, Viridiplantae, Streptophyta, Magnoliopsida, Malvales, Dipterocarpaceae.
AAGCAUGCAUUGCUACGUUUUGAUCUAGCUUUUCAAUUUGCACAUCUUCAUUAUGGAAUCUUGCUAUGUAGACACUUAAUGAUUCGUCUAUUUUUUGAUUGUUAGCAGAUGACAAUUGGUCUUCCGGGGAGUCCAAGCCUGCGUUGCUUUCUUGAAGGUUGUAGGAAAUCAUUUACAUGUGCAUCUAUCUCUCCAUAUAUGUUUUCAUCCUUUGGUGGUGCUAUUGCAGGGGUUGCUCCAUGAUUUUGUGGUGCACCUUUUAUUCCGUUUGUUUGUGUGUUUGUGUGCAUGUCUCUUUCCUCAAGUUGUAUCUUGAUUGUUUUCUAUCUUUGAUACUCUUGUUAUCUGUAUCUUUUUCUAUUUUUCGUUUUCUUCCUUCUUUUGAAUUUGAUGUUUCUCACGCUUUUUUUAUUGCUGCCCUUUUUUUUGCUCUAAUGUAUCCUUCUACCCUUUUUAAUAAAUCAUUAAGAGUGGUGGGCUCUCGUUUGUUCAAAGACCUAUAGAAACUUGAGUCUUUAAGUCCGUCCAUUAAAGCAUACAUUGCUACACUUUGGUCCAAUCUUUCUACUUGCACAGCUUUGUUGUGGAAUUUUGCUAUGUAAGCCCUUAGUGACUCUCUUGUCGUCUAUUUGAUUGUUAGAGAUGAUGGUUGGUCUUUCAAGGAGCUCUACUAGCAAUGAAGUGAUUAAUAAAUAUAUUUGCAAAUUGAUCAAAGGUCUAGAUAGAUUUUUCUGGUAAUGUUGCAAACCAAGCCUGUGCAACUUUCUUAAAAGUUGAUAGAAAUUGCUUGCAUAAUAGAGCAUCCGAGGCUCCAUAUACCAUCAUUGCCAUUCUAUAUCCUUGUACGUGCUCCACUAGGUCUUGAAUUCCAUUGUACUUAGCUAGCUGUGGAGUUUUGAAAUUUGAUGGCACAAGUUCCUUGAUGAUUUUAUCUAUAAAGGCUUUUUCUACUGAAGCUGUGUGUGUUGAUUCUAUGUACCUCUGCUUGCCUGCUUUUAUUUUUGCCAAGUGCUGCCAUAAUGCCUCGAUUUCUUUGUAAAUACCGUCAUUAUAAACCUACGCUUCUACU